Messenger RNA from Spirometra erinaceieuropaei, 10335 nucleotides. Lineage: Eukaryota; Metazoa; Platyhelminthes; Cestoda; Diphyllobothriidea; Diphyllobothriidae. The record is from the annotation of a GenBank genome assembly.
AUGCUCCUUCUGGUUUGCAUCUGUCCUUCUGGAAGCCUCGCCAGCUUUGAUGAUUUCAUCGAACACAUCGUUAACUCUCCAGGCUACUUUGAUGAGCUCACAAGGGCGGAGUACAAGACCGCGGUAAGGCGAAUAUGUGAACACCUCCAGCUAGAAUCCCUCGGUGGUAGGGUGUUGAAACGUAAGAGCAGUCGCAUUCUGCCUAACCCCAACACCUGGGACGUCCUGCUCUUUCCCUCCCUGGUCCGGGUCGCAGUGGAGAUGCCCUCCAAGGAGAUUCGAGCUUUAGCCUUUGAGAAUCCCUUCACAGCUCACCGCGUAGCUCGAGUCGCCAUCCACUGGCCUGAGAUGAGGACGAUCCAGGAGUUCGUAGUGGAUGUGGGGGUUUCGGAGGUGAGCAAUAUUCAAAUGGUCCGGGAAAUGCCCGACCACAGGAGACCCCUCAGUGCUCUAGAGCUCCAGGCCUUGGAUGACUUUGUGGCCAACGUCUCCCUCGUGUGGGAGGACCUACUGAAGGAGUACUACGCAGCCGGGUAUCAUCUGGCCGCACCAAAACGAUCUGGUGGAGGUCUGUGGAGCUCGAGGGAAAACUACUGCACAGCCCGACGUAGACUGAUUGCCAGCGAAGCCGAGAAUGUGGACCAGCCAUUCUGCUUGACUGCAAUUCCUUCCACUGUCUUGAGGACGCAAAUGGACCCGGAGAAGAGGAGCGUGAUGAUACGCCUGGAACGAAUAACCUCCUCUCACUUUCAAAAUCCCACGGAUAUCCGGCUUAGGGUGAGUCUUGCCAUGUGUGAGUUCUGUGUGCUGUUAGAGAUGAGUAGUUGAAACCCCAAGUUGUUUCAAAAACCAAACUGUAGAAUAUUGACGGCUCCUUAGGGCUUUAGGUGGGAUUGUAAUUAAAAUCGAUUUAUGAUCCCACACACACGACGUAUAAAUGCAAAUGUGUCCGAUUAUGUUCCAUCGUCUGCUCUACAGUGAGGUGAAGCAGGCACGGCGAAUGAACGUUAUUCGGUUGAUCGCCGAUCCCGUAGUUGCGAUAUCUAACACGAAUGACCUAGUCACAGUUCAUUAAGUCUUGGAAAUAAAAUAGAAUUCCAAAGAUAUAGGUUCAUGGGUAAUGAACCUAAUGAUACAGUGGGCUGCGGCAUACGACGGAAGAAAUCCGACCUAUGCAAACAGCUGGGUCACGUAGUCAACCUAAGCUUGCCCUGGCAAAUCUCAGCCUUUUGAUUUUCACACUUCCUUUGCAUGCUUCCCCAUUUUCUUUCAAAAAUCGUCUUUUUAAGCUACUAUUUUCAUUGAUUAGUCGACGUGCAUCAAACGAUGACCUUGCUGUUUUGUAUUGAUUUUUUCUGUGGAAAUCCAAAUCUCGGUAUAUUUCUUAUUCGUUAUCUCUGUUAUGCAGCGACAGGUUGCGGUGGAUAAGCCGUCGCAAAAUUUGCUGAUUCCAAUAAAUUCAACUGUGUACGCCUGUAACGGAACCGCCUUGAAUAAUCAUAACCCUAACCACCAGAGGGGAAGAGAAACACAAGCAUGCGCCCACACAUGGGGCAAAGACAGUCCACAGACUGGGCCUUUCAGAUGAACCGACAGCACUGCAUUGAACCGAAGUCCGCAGGUGCCUUAGAACAUACUUCUGUUAACUCGAAACUCCUAGUUCGGAUGCGUCAAUUGAUUUCUGAAAACCUAAAACAACCUGGAGGACAUUGGUGGGGAAAUAGAUGGGUCGAGACCAUAAGAGCUGCAUCAGAUGAACGCAGAAGUACGCUUGUGGGUUUUCGGUUGCGGAGGCUAUAGCAAUAAAACUCGCUAAGGGGGGAAUGAUGCAAAAUAGUAGCUUUGCUAAUGAAAUUUUACAUGUCAUACUUUUUUUCCUCAGAUCGAUAUUUCCAAGAAUGACUACAAGGCCUGGAGGAUCACUGACAUUUGGCUGCAAAACAGACACUUCAGCACUAUUGCACAAUUGAGGCAAGCAAUUCAGACCAAACAUAUCUCCAUGCGAGCCUAUGUAUUCAAUCCACUCGCGUCCACCCACGCCUCUUCCAAACACCAUCCUACGUCAGUCCAAGAACAGCACACGAAGGGCGAUGACGAGGAACACCUUUUCAGGGACAGUCCUGCACCCAAAUUCCCGGGAAGUGUAAGAAACAAGUUUGUGCGGUAUGGACACUGGAGCUUCUAUGUUGGCGUGCAGAGGGACACUGGCGUGCGUUUCUUUGACAUACGCUUCGAUUCCCGCCUCAUGGUGGCUGAGGCGGGCUUGGAGGAAAUUGUAACCAUCUACCACGGUGACAAUCCCCUCGCCGAUCGGACAGUCUCCCUCGCCUCCGUCCAGGGCAUCGGCGAGAUGUGGUCGGAGUUGAGUCCCGGAGUGGACUGCCCAGUAGACGCAGUCUACCUCAGUGUCCCGAUGGUAGGUGACCCCACGAACGGGCCCUUCACCAUCAGACGCGGUCUCUGUCUGUUCGAGUCGGAUGCACCGACACACGGCGGUGCCAAUAGACGAUUCUUCGGCCUCUCUGAGGGGGCCGAUGGCAGUGAGGGCUCGGAGGCUCCUGCCGGGUAUGCUUCUGGUAUGCAUGAACCCUCGCUACUCGUGGUGGGUAUCGCGACGCUCCUCAACAAUCAGUACCGUUUCACCACAGUUUUUACACCCGCUGGAGGCAUUGAUAUGCAUGUGACGCCCACAACAUACGUGCACUUUGAUUUGCCCAUGCGUGACGGCUUUACACCAGCCUUUUCAGAGCCUGCCCUGCAGACAACCAACUUCCUCUUCUACCUCGACCUGGACGUGAUUUCGGAGAGAAACACCGUCGAGGAGCUGAGAGCAGGUUCUACGCGAGAUCCGCUCGCGGAAAUGUCCAUGUAUCGACGAUUGGUGCACUCGGAGGAGGAGGAGCCUGCAACUAAUGUAGGGCAGAAUACUGUGGUAAAGCAUACUCUGGUGUGCAGUGAAGUGGGAGGCAAACAUCGCUGUAUGCAGGUGUCCUUUUCCACUCAAACGCCGGUUCUUUUUAACGAAGAAAAUACGGAGGCCUUCUCGUGGAUCAGGUGAGUCUGUGCGGGCGUACCUUGCGUCUUGUAUACGAGCAUUUAUUGGAGACUAAAGUCAGCAAAACUCAUAAACGGCCUUGCAGGACAUCGAGGCGUCUUCACGUGUGGAUCUCCAACGACUGUCUUAAGAUUGUGUGGUACACGCCUUAAGGGUUAAGUUGCAUGUGGCGCGCGCGUAGACAGACUGUUUUGUCAUCAUAGUCGCUGCGCCCGAGUCAUCCUCUGAGCGUCUUACCAUCAGAGAGAGGUGGCUGGGAGAAGAGCGAGUGCAGUAGAUGCUCUACAAGUCUGCCUCACCAUAAAGUUCUUCACGCACUGAUGCACGCGGUGGACUCCGUCACUUGCGACGACUGGACCGUCACUUCAGUGCCGUUUGGGGCGAUUCCAUACAAAAAACCGACAGACAGGACGUCUCAACUGUCAGAAAAUCCCUAUUUGAGGGUAGAGUGUGACCCGAGUGCCCAGUAGCCAAAUAGUUUACCCACGGCCGGCUGAAGAUUACAAAAAAGCCAGAAAUGGCCAUUCCUCUAGGCCGUCUGUCCCCUCCGAGACCCAGUGAACAGCAGCCAUGGUCCUCCUUUCAUGCCAGGCUUCACAGACCCUUCCAUGUCACUUCGUUUACAGUUCAAAAAGGCGCGAAUAAGGUGCUUUCAACACUGUCUCGUGGUGCGUGCCACCAGCCGUAGUAAAAACAUACGCCUGCAACCGUUAAAUUAGUGUGGGGCUAGGACACUGGAUUGUUGCUUAAGCGUGAACUUUCAACGGCAGAUCUGUCGACAAAAUCAGAGCAGCGAACAGGCGCCAUGUAUGCAAAACGUAAGAGCGCGCAGAAACUGCCGACUAGCAUUUGGUGGCCGGCUGAUGAAAUCCCCUGUCUUCUCAGUUUCCUAGGAGUAACUUAACACUGCGAACUCAACAGGCGGGGUUUGAAGCUCCUGCCCGGGGUUCCGCAUACUGUCAACGUUUACACUGAACACUCCACAGUUAUUGUGCUCAUGAAUCAACAGAAGCGGUAGUACUUCUCACCACCUUAUUACUCCUCUGAGUCAUUCAAUUUAAACCAAUCAACAGCAACGGCAGUCUAGUGAAAGAAAAUUCUAAGAAAGCGUGAAGAUCUAGGAUAUUUAAAGGAAAAAGAAAGGAUAAUGUCUUCUUUGGCUUUCAUCUCAUUUAUGAGGAAUCGUAAAAGGGGCAAGUCGAAGCGACGUAAUUCCUCCGAUGAACCUCCGUUCGGCUUCAAGGUCGAGGUCACCUCGUACUCUGAAAUUGGUUAGUUAGUUCUGAGAGAUGGAGAAUUUGAAGAGGAGCACUCACCGACAGCGCUACGGAACUCACUCGUCCAAUUAUUUAUUGAGACUCCCUCUCGAACCCUGCCAGCAGCCGCACAGCAACGCAUGAUAUAGGCAGAAUGAUAUUGCCGACGAAGACAAGGGAGACUGGAAUGGCCACUUCUGACUUGUUAGCCGUCGUCAGCCAGCCAUACCCCAAGCCCGAAGUGUGGAACACCCGAGCCUCGAACUCGCGAUCUGUUGGUUUAGAAGUCCACGCCUCUACCCACCGGGCCACGAGCCCGUUGCCCUGUCGGUUUUCGAUCGGGAAUAUACAAUGUUAGGGGGCGCUCACCGAUCGUUCAUGCGGAACUCACUCGUUCCGUUGUGCCUUAUGGACUCUCUCUCGAGCCCAACCAGCAGCCGCACAGUGGCGCAUGAUAUAUAGGCAGAAUGGUAUUACCGACAAAGACAAGCGAGACUGGAAUGGCCAUUUCUGGCUUAUUAGCCAUCGUCAGCCAGUCAUACCCGGCCCCGAAGUGCGGAACACCCGAGGCUCGAACUCGCGACCUGUUAGUUAGAAGUCCACACCUCUAACGACUGGGCCACGAGUCCGUCGCCCUGUCAGUUGACGACGGCUAAUAAGCCAGAAUGGCAUUAUCAGCAAAGUCAGGGAAGACUGAAAUAGCCAUUUAUGGCCCAGUAGUCGUCUUCAGCCAGUCAUACCCAACUACAAGUCGCGCAAGCCCUGGGGUCCAAUCUCGCGGCCUGUUAGUUUGAAGUCCAAAGCCCUGACCACUGAGUCACGGGCUCGUUGUCUAUUGGCGGAUUUGGCGACCACAUCGUGCUAACCGCUUUCUACUCUGAUGUGUGGACAAAGGGUUUGUUUCAGACUUCAAGCAGACUCAUUUUGAUUUAUUUUCGUUAGAAAAGGCCUUUGGGUCAGCCGUUACCACGAGGACGAGAUGCGAGGCUCCUCCGUGUACAAUGGUGUGGAUAUAUCCCAACCUUUAGUGAAUUUCGGCAGCUUCACUGAAAACAACGAGUCCAUCCAUAAUGAAGUGAGUUCUUCAAAAAGAGGUGGACUUUUAAACCUUUGGCACAUAUACUGCUUUCUUAGAAAUCCUUUAAAUUAAUCUUCGCAUAGAAAGCUCUCCCAGUAGUCUCAAGUAGAGUAUUUAGCUUUAUGUUUGGAUUCAUCACAGACCGCUGCAAGACUUAGUCAUUCCAUCACUUUAAGAGUGCCCUAUAGCAGCUUUUAGACGGCGACCAAAGUGGCCAAGGUAGCCCGAGACUGACAAGUGCUCAAGCGUUUCUUCUGACCGACUGCCUGGACUUUGAGUGAUAUCGGGGAGAGUCCAGCCAUUUCGCUCAGUAUGUUUUAACUCAUGCAAAGCCUCUGAGUGCGCAUAACAUCCGGUCGUUCAUGCGCCCGCGGAAUCUGGAUGGGUAGAUGUGGGGAGGGUUCACAGAAACUGUAAGAAUAGAAACUCAUUGGAUUCUUCAAUCGGAUUAUUCGGCGUCAGGGAUUUGAUCAGAGUAAACUGACUACUUAGGUAUGGCAAAUGGCAUGUUUGCCCACACGGGGCAGCUUAUGUGGAGUCUGGCUCUCAGAGAGUCGUUUGUAAAAAGCAUGCAAUUCCCAGACAUCACUCUACAUCCUCUACUUCCAGGAGUUUGAACUCAUCGUGACCCACACAAGCGAGCAGACGGAAAGAUCGGUUGUAAGAAACCAUCUAAAUGCAAAUACUCUUAUAUCAUCUGUCGACCGAGUUCGGAAAUUCUCCAAGUCUCCCCUCAAUGAAGUUUUAUCUGACCUAUUUGUAUGUUGUUCCGUAACCUCUUUGUUUUUUCCCCCCAUCCACCUGCCCUGAACUUGUUUGUUUGGCCACUUACUCGAUUCUGACCUUGAGUCUGAAGGUCGCCGCCUUACUUUAAAUAGUUUCUGUGCACACGCGCGGCCCACGUCCGCGGGCUUGCGCUUGGAGUUCGGCCGAAUCAUCUGCUGUAUGAAAGCAUCCCAAGUAACCGAAGGACACCGAAAUGUCGGUUAUAUACUUCGUCUUCAGUAAUCUUCUCGACUUCCAACCGCCCGUUAACUGUCCCUUGUCUUUAUAUAGGACGUGGUCAUUUGGGCUAAUUUAGCCUCACUCCACGUGCCCUCGAGAGAAGACUAUCCGCACACAUUCAUGUCGACCUCGAGCCAACGAAUCACCCUCAAACCCGUAAACUUCUUCAGUUACUCGCCCGACCAUUUUUCCCACCGGCAAGUAUUUACGGAAUCUGUAAGUCCCCCAGUCCUCCUUGCCUACUCUUUGCUCUGUUAGACGGUCUCAACAAAACAGAGCCGUUCUCCUCAAAGUAAGGUAUUUUUUCUUGAUAUCCCUGUAACAUUCUCUUCAGGGGAUUCCAGAUACUGAAAGAACAGACAAAUUCUCCUGUCUCUCGCAACAAGCUUUCCGUCGAAACACCGCUCUUCGUUCGUGACUAUGGAACUGGGUACCCAGACUGGAUUGAGGCAACCGUGGUAGCGCACAGAGGCAGUGUGUUGUUUGAUGUCGACAUAGGAUAGGAGCAUGCUUGGUUUACCUCGUUAACGUAGUCAUUCUAGAUACUGGAAGAGCUAUUUAAAAUAGAUCUUGGAGAUCAAGCGAACAUUCACUCUCCUCAGUGUGGAGCGAAAAAUGAUGUGACUGUUCCUUCCAAAAAACACUGCUAUUUGAGCCGACAACGGGAGCUUCUUUACGUUUUAUUUUAUUGUUUAAGUGGACGGUACCGAAACUUUAGACCCCCACCCGCUACUCAGUGCGUCAAAACCCCUAAAAUGGUACUCACACCGGCAUGCUACGCUCUCAUUGCUACUUUUGUCAUAUCAGUAGACGAACUUUAUAGGUACUAGUUCGACAGAUCUAGGCAGGCCUGCAGAACGACUUUGCAGGAAACCCAUUUGCAAGCACAGUGAGUGACCGAUCUCAUGAAAUGCUGGCCGAAAUUCUGAGACAAGUUUUCGAUUUGGAAGGAUUACUUGGGUGAGGUUGUAAUACUGAUUAUCGUGUGGCAUACUCUUAUAAUUGGGGCGUCAUUUGCGUUGAGUAUUUUUUUUACUGUCACGUGUGUACUCCUUGCAGCCUAUUAUGCAUGGUCGUUAAUUAGCUACGAUAUGCCUCCACCGAAUGUAUACAGUUGCUCAAUUGUGGAGUGAGUUUUUAGGGAUUAAACGAUUGCCAGAUCACCUAUGAAGGCCAUUUAAUUGUCGCAAACCCCGCCCUUUGCAGAGAAUGGAGUACUGACAAACAAAAUGGAGACUGGAAUGACGGUUUCUGACUUAUUAGCUGUCGAUGGCCAGGCCUAAAUAACCUAGGACGCAGGGCCUGACAUUUUGGUCAUUGCGGUUAAGCCGACCAGCGCUCUGCCAGGAGCCAGCUGUCCUGUUGGUUGUGAUCGAAAAUAUGAAUUCGUGUGGGGGAGGGGCCUUCGCUGAUCGCGUUACAGGGUAUGCUCAUCCUCUAAUCUGGCCGACGAAUGGCUUUAAGCGUACUUUAUUAAAUGUAUUCGAACUUAUUGUGCACGCUGAUAUAACCACUUAUCAUCCACUAGUGGGCAAAGCUAAUACGCCUUUUGCAUUCAUAAAGUGGCAGGGUCGUCAGUGCCUUAUCGUGGACAUUGUUCGCGGUUUAAAGGGAAGUGGCGGACGGUUGGUGUCUCACUAAUAAUGCUAAUUAUUAUCCAUUUCAUCUCCACGCCUUGUUAUCGUGGAAAAUCGACAAGACAACAUUCUAAAGACGAAUAUGCAUCCGUGGAGCAAUUAUUUACAUUGCGUGACCGAUCUCAUGAAAUGGUCGCCGAAAUUCUGCAAUGCGUUUUCGAUUGGGAAGAAUUACUUCGGUGGGGUUGUAAUAUUGAUCAGCAUGCAUGCAUGCAUGAUUCAAUAGUAUUUUGGACUUGGUAGGAUGUCGGCUUUUGAAUGCACUUCUUUUCAAUCUGCUGCAGUAACCACACUCGGUAAAAAAUGACUACUUACGUAGCAUGCAUUUUUCGCAUUAAAUUUCGAUGGUUAUCUAAAUGAAAAUAUAUUUUAUAGGAAACAUGCAUAAAAAGAUGCUUUCUUCUAUUUGUUUGGUGGCAAAUCACGUCGGCUUUACAUGUUAUGUUUGAAGAGAGGGUAUAUUUAGGUUUUGGAAAAGUUUUUAACUGCGCGAUUUGUCAGACCGCGCAGUGAACAUUCAUCGUACCUGUCUGUUUACCAAUGCUCUUUAUGAAAUAGAUAACAUGGUCCACACUCAUUGUAAAAUUUCAUGAACUAUAAAUGGUAUCUUUUAAAGGCAUAGAGAAAUAAACGAUUUUCCUUACGCGGGAACCAUGCGCCUUGUAGACUGAAAUAGCUAAAUGCUAAUGUAACGGUUGACAAAGCUCAAAAUUAUUCGGGAAUUGGAAAACUUUUCCAAAACCUAAACAUACCCCGUAUUUAAAAAUACAACGUAAAGCGGACGUGAUUUACCGCCAAAAAAAUAGAAGAAAGCACAUUUUUAUGCAUGUUUCGUAUAAAAUAUAUUUUGAUUUAGAUGACCAAUGAAAAUCAAUGCGAAAAAUGCAUGCUACAUAAGUAGUCAUUUUUUACCGAGUGUGGUUCCCGCAGGAGAUCGAAAAGAAGUGCAGUCAAAAGCCGAUAUCCUACUGAGUCCGAAAUAUUACCAUAUUAUGCCGCACGAUAAUCAAUAUUACAACCUCACCUAAGUAAUCCUUCCAAAUCGAAAACAUAUUUCAGAAUUUCGGCCAACAUUUCAUGAGAUCGGUCAUUCACUGUAUAUGCCUUUACGGGAGCAUGCUGGCUAUUGAAGCAGCAUCUUGCUAGCCGGAGGAAACUGCAUAAGGGUUGCGUACUUCCGUACUGAUUUUCUGUAGUCAAAAUACCUCAAUCUGUGUAGGUCAAUUUGCGUACUUUGUGACUUUCAUAACUUUCAAUCUCAGGAUAGUGGGUCUUAUGUGGUUCGUGCGAGCGUCAUGGGAGAUAUCUUGUUUGCAGAUUUUAAAACAUCAAAAUAUUUUAAGUUCAGUUCGGCAUAAAAUGCGCCCGAACACUUUAUUUAACACAUAUUUUCUACAGAACAUGACUAAGUAUACACGGACGUCGGUGUCAACGAAAAAACUGUGCACUAUCUGAUUAGUAUUAGUAGCUAAUAGAAGCCCAGUGGAUAUUGCCACAAAGUGACCUGAGAUCGUUUCUAAUUGGUGAGCCCUGCAACCUCCCUUAAGCAAUCCUGUUCUUUUGGAGGCACAUAAACAGGUUCGGGUAGUGUUUCGUCAGUUCUGAAGCAUGUGAAUGCAGCUGAGUCAGAAUCCCAGAGUCAGGCGGUGUAGUGGAAAAUGCUUCAAUGAGCACGGGAAUACUUCUCAUUCGCCGAGCACGGCAUGGUGUGUAUCAAACAAAUCGGUGUCCCUCCCCCGUCCAUUUUUGGAACGGAGUUCUAAGGUAGAUUCGUUGAACUCCGAACCGCUCCUUUUAAACGGCAAAAACCCUAGAGAGGGCAUUAGCGCUUGUAUGCGACCGCAACCUUCACCUAGGCGCGUCAAAAUCGGUAAACUUCCAGGUCAUCUGGUCAAUUCCUCCCCCCCCCCGAGCUCCUUUGGCCCCCACGGACUAUCUGUCUACAUUGGUAACCGUGCCACCGCCGACAGGACAGGAGUUCGGUUGUUCAGGUGGUAAGAGCGUUCGACGUAAACGUUCAACGGUCACGGCCCCCCUCCCCCCUACCCGCUGGCCCGCCACUGCACGCAAUCAUUGAGUGCGCGACAGUACCCCGACUAGGGGGAGUGUCCCGCGGGUCGAUGGAGGCCAAGAAGUCGGAAGAAAGUCAUUCUGGAAACCUCUUCCAAAGCCUGAUCGCGCAAGCAGUACAUUUGAUGUGUGCUUUUAUUUACGGUGUACUUGUAUCCACCUCUUUUCUUCCAGUUUUCAGCCUGGCUCAGGGGAUACUUGAUGGAGACAACGAUGACGCCAGCAAAUGCAUAG